AUGGCGGACGCUAAAGCGACAAUCUGCUAUCUGAAUGGUCUUUCUCUUCGCACAAUCAAUGAAGUAGAGAAGAUCUUGCGCGCUCUUCCAAAACAAGGCGAUCGUUGUGAGAUGCAGAUUUCCAGAGCGUCUUGUGCCGAUAUUGGACGUAGCACUGGAGAUGUCAUUGCGUCAAAAAGUAUGCAAAUCCGUGAAGCACCAAGACCAUUGGCUCUUUCUCCGCCAGUUGAGAAAAAAGAAGAUGAUUCGGUGGUGAAGAAAACAGAUAAAGCGAAAACGAGCAAGAAAACUUCCGAAUACAGUUGCAUGAGUUCUGUCAAGGAGGAGAUUAAAAAAAUGGAAGUUCGCACUACCAACGCCUCCGGUGUGACUUCAACUACUGCUUCGAAAGUCCAUUGCAAAGUUCUGACCGAUCAAGUUCGCGUUUCUCCAAUUGUCGCUUGUAAUGGCGUGAUUUUGGAGCUCGACGUGGAGGUUACUAUUCCGGAUCGAGAGGAAAAGAAGAAACUGAAAUUGGAGAUCGAAUGCCCCGAUUUUGUUCCUUCUCGUAUGAAAAUUGGAAACAAGUGGAAGAAGAUCGUUGAAUUUUAA
Messenger RNA from Caenorhabditis briggsae, 591 nucleotides. The record is from RefSeq and is a predicted model, not a curated record. The transcript has 4 exons. The coding region runs from base 1 to 591 and encodes 196 amino acids. NCBI's taxonomy places the organism in Eukaryota, Metazoa, Nematoda, Chromadorea, Rhabditida, Rhabditidae.